Molecule: messenger RNA, 1610 nt
Organism: Xenopus laevis (African clawed frog)
Lineage: Eukaryota; Metazoa; Chordata; Amphibia; Anura; Pipidae
Gene: plekha1.L
Product: pleckstrin homology domain containing A1 L homeolog
Exons: 13
Coding region: 239-1363 (374 amino acids)
Cellular component (GO): cytoplasm; nucleus; plasma membrane
Source: RefSeq, a predicted model, not a curated record
GAUUGGUUGGUAGAGUGAGAGUGGCAGCCAUGUUUUAGUGUGUCAGGCCGAGGCUUGGAAGGCGCAGCUGAGCGAGGGAGCGGCAGGGUCUGUAGACGUAACGUGUGGGGUGUGUGAUGUGUGUGUAAAGAACUGUGUAAAGUGACAAAGGGAAAGCAGAGGUAAAGGCACCGGAGGGAGAGACGGCAUACGCGCAGCUAUGAGACAGCUCUGUGCAGGGUAAUGUUUCAGCCCAGACAUGCCUUACGUGGAUCGUCAGAAUCGCAAUUGUGGCUUCCUGGACAUCGAGGAGCAUGAGAACAGUGGGAAAUUUCUCCGCCGGUAUUUCAUCCUCGACACUAGUCAGGACAACCUCCUCUGGUACAUGGACAAUCCCCAGAACCUACCAGCAGGUUCCCCUUGUGUUGGCUGUCUGAAGCUGACGUACAUAUCAAAGGUCAGUGAUGCAACCAAACUCCGUCCGAAAGCCGAAUUCUGCUUUGUGGUGAAUGCCGGAAUGAGAAAAUUCUUCCUCCAGGCCAAUGACCAACAAGACUUGGUAGAAUGGAUCAAUGUGCUGAACAAAGCGACAAAAAUAACAGUACCAAAAUCUGAUUCACCAGCCCUCACUGACAGUCUGAACAACCAGACAGAUGGGGUGGGGAAAAAGCAGAUAUCGUAUCGGACUGAUAUUGUUGGCGGUGUGCCAAUUAUUACCCCAACACAGCAAGAACUCAGUGAAUGUGCCAACACAGGGGAUCGGGGCAAUCUCAAGCGCACUCAGAGCCAGCUUCCUUGCUCACCAUCCCGCCACUCGGAGAGCAGUGUGAUAAAAGCUGGCUACUGUGUGAAGCAGGGGGCUGUGAUGAAGAACUGGAAACGAAGAUAUUUUGUUCUUGACGAGAACACAAUAGAAUAUUUUAAAUCCGAAAUGGAGAGGGAUCCUCUUCGUGUGAUACAGCUCAGAGAAGUGCAGAAGGUGCAAGAAUGCAAACAGAGUGACAACAUGCUGAGGGACAACCUGUUUGAAAUCGUCACCACUUUCAGAACGUUCUUUGUACAGACCGACAGCCCGGAUGAAAUGCACAGCUGGAUUCGAGCCAUUUCUGGUGCUAUUGUGGCACAGCGUGGGCCUGCUAGAUCUGCAGCCUCUAUACGACAGGUCAGACGCCUUUCGAACCCCUGUAUUCCAAGGAGGCCCCAAGUUCUGAACACGGCACACCCUCUCGUUCCUUCACUCUCCCUCACUCAGCCGCCAGAGCUCAGCUCUCUGACCCCGGAAUGCCUUUCCGCGAGAGGGAAGAAUCGAACUCCAUUAACAAGGUCCAGCCAGGAUACAGCAAGGUCCAGACUCUCUCUGCAGGAAACCAGCUUUGCAAAAUGACACCUGCCUCUGUCACCAUGUAUAGCAACCGUCGUGAACCUGUGCUUUUGGAUUUAGAUGAUGCCAGCCUACCAGUUACCGAUGUGUGAUCAUCAUCUGCCACAUCUUUUAUGUGUGCGGGGGGCAAUAUAUUUUGGGUACAUUUUUGGGUCAACUUUAGUUCAUUACAGUUAAAGGAGAAGGAAAGGUUAAAAUUAAGUAAGCUUUAUCAGAAAGGUCUAUCUAAAUACACCAGUAAACCCUCAAA